This is a messenger RNA of Medicago truncatula (barrel medic), 3882 nucleotides long. Its product is annotated as receptor-like protein EIX2. The transcript has 2 exons. The record is from RefSeq and is a predicted model, not a curated record. Lineage: Eukaryota; Viridiplantae; Streptophyta; Magnoliopsida; Fabales; Fabaceae. Bases 45 to 3407 code for a protein of 1120 amino acids. Gene Ontology annotation, molecular function: protein binding.
AACAAUCAAUCAAAUUACAAACAUAUCUUGACACAUAACUUGUGAUGACCACAAUGUCAAUUAUGAAUCCAUUUUCUAUGAAAUUGAUUCAAGCCAUAUUUCUCAUAUGUUUGGUGUUGCAAGCAGACCAGUUUGUUUGUUCAAAAGAGGUUGUUAGAUGCAUUCAAAGUGAGAGGCAGGCACUCCUGCAAUUCAAGUUUGGCCUUGUUGACAAAUUUGGCAUGUUGUCAUCUUGGACAACAGAAGAUUGCUGCGAAUGGUAUGGAAUUGGUUGCAGCAAUAUCACUGGCCAUGUACUUAUGCUCGACCUUCAUGGUGAUUAUUAUUAUUAUAAUAAUAAUGAUGACAAUAAUAAUUACUAUAUCAGUGGUGAUAUCCACAAGUCAUUGAUGGAGUUGCAACAAUUACAAUAUUUGAACCUCAGUAGAAAUAAUUUUGAAGGCAAUUCUAUACUAGGUUUCUUUGGAUCUUUAAGAAACCUAAGAUACCUUGAUCUUUCAUAUUGUCAUUUUGGAGGACAAAUUCCUAUUCAAUUGGAGUCUCUUUCACAUUUGAAAUACUUGAAUCUUUCCAACAAUCUUCUAGAUGGUUUGAUUCCUCAUCAACUUGGAGGUCUCUCCAACUUGCAAUUUCUUGAUCUCAGCCACAAUUAUUUGGAAGGAAGCAUUCCAUGUCAACUUGGAAAUCUCUCCAACUUGCAAUUUCUUGAUCUCAGCAUCAAUUAUUUGGAAGGAAGCAUUCCAUCUCAACUUGGAAAUCUCUCCAACUUGCAAUUUCUUGAUCUCCAUGGAAAUUUUUUUAAAGGAAAAUUACCAUCUCAACUUGGAAAGCUUACAAACCUACAAGAGCUUUAUCUUGGAAAUGAAUAUGGUGAUAGUGGUCUGACUAUUGACAACAGGGAUCACAACGGAGGUCAGUGGUUGUCUAAUCUUACUUCUUUAACCCAUCUAUUGAAAAUGGUUGGUAAGUUACCAAAACUGAGAGAACUAAGUUUACAAAAUUGUGGCCUUUCUGAUCAUUUUAUCCAUUCAUUGAGUCAAUCCAAGUUCAACUUUUCCACUUCCCUUUCUAUCCUUGAUCUAUCUGAUAACCACUUUGCAUCAUCCUUGAUAUUCCAUUGGGUGUCAAACAUAAGUUCCAAUCUUGUAAAGCUUGACCUUUCUAUGAACCUUUUGGAGGAUCCUCCAUCAUAUGGUUAUGGCACAGUGAUGAACUCGCUUCAGGAGAUUGACCUAUCAUACAAUAAACUGAAGGGUGUGGCGUUUAAGUCCUUCAUGAAUGUAUGCACCUUACGUUCAUUAGUUUUGUAUGCAAACAAUUUCAAAGAAGAACUUCAAACAGUUCUUCACAAUUUGUCUGGAGGUUGUGUUAGAAACUCACUUCAAGUGUUAGACCUCAGUUCUAAUGGAAUCACUGGAACACUGCCUGACCUUUCUGCAUUCACAUCAUUGAAAACAUUGGAUCUUUCUUCCAAUCAACUAAGUGGAGAGAUCCCUGGGGGUAGUAGCCUGCCAUAUCAGUUGGAACAUUUAUCCAUUGCAUCAAACACUUUAGAAGGGGUAAUUCCUAAAUCAUUUUGGACGAAUGCAUGUAAGUUGAAAUCAUUGGACCUAUCAUAUAACAGAUUCAGUGGCACACUACCUGAUCUCUCAAUAUUCUUAUUUUUGGAAAUGUUUGAUAUUUCUGAAAAUAGACUAAACGGGAAGAUAUUUGAAGAUAUUCGAUUUCCAACUACACUAUGGAUACUACGAAUGAAUUCGAACAAUUUAAGUGGUGUGAUCUCAGAAUUUCAUUUUUCUGGUAUGUCAAUGUUAAAGGAAUUAGACUUGUCUGACAAUUCACUUGCAUUGACAUUUACUGAAAAUUGGGUCCCACCUUUUCAACUGUACAAUAUAGGAUUGAGAUCAUGCAAACUUGGUCUUACAUUUCCUAAAUGGAUUCAGACACAAAAGUACCUGCAGGAUCUUGAUAUUUCGAAGGCUGGAAUUUCAGAUAAUGUUCCAGAGUGGUUUUGGGCUAAACUAUCAUCACAAUGGUGCAACAACAUCAACAUUUCAAACAAUAAUCUCAAAGGAUUAAUUCCAAAUCUUCAAGUCAAAAAUCGUUGUUCUGUUUUAUCUCUUUCAUCAAAUGAAUUUGAAGGGCCUAUUCCACCAUUUCUAAAAGGUUCUACAGUUACUGAUUUGUCCAAAAACAAAUUCUCUGAUUCUCUUCCAUUCCUAUGUAAAAAUGGUAUAGAUGCAGUGUUAGGCCAGUUUGACCUUUCGAAUAAUCAAUUAUCUGGACGAAUUCCAAACUGUUGGAGCAAUUUCAAGUCAUUAGUUUAUGUAGAUUUGAGCAGCAACAAUUUUUCAGGGAAGAUUCCUACUUCAAUGGGAUCACUUGUAGAACUGCAAGCAUUCCUAUUGAGGAACAACAACUUGACAGGGGAGAUCCCUUUCUCCUUAAUGAACUGCACAAAGUUAGUAAUGCUUGAUUUGAGAGACAAUAGAUUAGAAGGACACAUCCCUUAUUGGAUUGGAAGUGAAUUAAAAGAGUUGCAAGUUUUAAGCUUACAAAGAAAUCAAUUCUAUGGAAGUUUACCAUUGGAACUCUGCCAUCUACAAAAGAUUCAACUUUUUGAUCUCUCAUUAAACAAUCUAUCUGGGCGAAUUCCUAAAUGCAUUAAAAAUUUCACUUCAAUGACUCAAAAAUCUUCAUCACAAGGUUAUACACAUCAUCAAUAUUAUAUAACCCGAGGAUCUUCGGGUUAUGGAGAAGAAUAUGAACUGAAUGCAUUCUUGACAUGGAAAGGUGUAGAACAAGUGUUCAACAACAAUGAAUUGUCUCUCCUGAAAAGCAUAGAUUUAUCCAGCAAUCACUUUUCAGACGAGAUUCCACCUGAAAUUGCUGAUUUGAUCCAAUUGGUCUCAUUGAACUUAUCAAGAAACAACUUCACAGGGAAAAUUCCUUCAAGAAUUGGAAAGUUAAUAUCACUUGACUUUCUUGAUUUGUCACGAAAUAAGUUGCUUGGUUCAAUUCCGUCUAGUCUUUCCCGAAUAGAUCGACUUGCUGUGCUAGAUUUGUCACAUAAUCAAUUAUCUGGAGAAAUUCCAACGAGUACACAACUACAAAGUUUUGAUUCCUCAUGUUAUGAAGAUAAUCUUGACCUUUGUGGGCUGCCACUUGUAAAACUGUGUGUUGAAGGGAAGCCUCGACAUGAAGUAAAAUUAAAAAUUCAAGACGAUGAAGAUUUGCUUCUUAAUCGUGGAUUUUACAUCAGUCUGACAUUCGGAUUUAUUAUAGGCUUUUGGGGAGUGUUUGGCUCAAUCCUAAUCAAGCGUUCCUGGAGACAUGCUUAUUUCAAGUUCAUGAACAACUUAGUGGAUGCUAUUUACGUGAAAUGCAGAUGGUGGCUCAAAGAUUAACCGGUUGGCAAAAUCUUGUGAAUCUUCAAUCAAGGCUACUGGAUAGUGUGUUGUGGAUCAUAUUAAGGUGUGCAAGAAAGUCCUUCUCCACGAAGAUAAAUAGUAUCUCCUCUUUAUUGAAGGCUUUGUGAAUUAUUUCCCUUGUAACUCUAGGAAGAUGAUUUCUCCUUGCCCCCAAUAUGUCUCAAAGAACUUUAUUUGUGUAGAUUACACAAUCAGGAUGUGCAAAAGACACCCUGUUUUACACGUCGGGAUUGUGUAAUUCAGACAAAUUGAGUGUUUUGAGAGAUGUUGAGGGCCGAGGAGAAGCAAUCCUCUAGCGAAUAGAUUGGUGGAGUAUCUCUUUGUAAUAUAUGGUUAUGUCUGUUGUUCAAUUAGGUUGCAACUUGCAAUGCCUUUUGUAUUCUCUGUAAUUUAUUCAUGCAAUAAACAUUGAUGAAGUAUUAUACAAGUAAACAACACGUGUCAUUUUUCU